Molecule: messenger RNA, 2302 nt
Organism: Perca fluviatilis (European perch)
Lineage: Eukaryota; Metazoa; Chordata; Actinopteri; Perciformes; Percidae
Gene: nt5c2b
Product: 5'-nucleotidase, cytosolic IIb
Exons: 18
Coding region: 213-1928 (571 amino acids)
Molecular function (GO): 5'-nucleotidase activity
Source: RefSeq, a predicted model, not a curated record
GAGAGAGAGAGAGAGAGGGAAAGGAAGAGAGAGAGAGGGCACAGGCAGUAGAAACACUCAUCUGCUGCCUGGCUUUACAGUGAAGACAGAAAGAAGAAAACACACAUUAGCGAUUUUUCUCCGAGUUUUACACAGCUCAAGGCGCAUGCUCAGACUAACUGACGGUGCGGUUGUUUUAUUCAGGAACUCAGAGACACUGAAAGGUUUUAAAGAUGACCACUUCAUGGAGUGACAGACUGCAGAACUAUGCAGACUUGCCUGCCAACAUGGACGGCUUGUCAAUGAAGAAAUACAGAAGAGAGCCAUACCACAGAGUGUUUGUCAACAGAAGUUUGGCAAUGGAGAAGAUUAAGUGCUUUGGCUUUGACAUGGACUACACUUUAGCAGUGUACAAGUCACCAGAGUACGAGUCACUAGGUUUUGAGCUCACAGUGGAGCGGCUGGUUUCCAUCGGUUACCCCCAGGAGCUGCUCAGCUUCGUCUACGACCCAUCCUUCCCCACCAGGGGCCUUGUGUUUGAUACCAUGUAUGGAAACCUGUUGAAGGUUGAUGCCUACGGUAAUAUCCUGGUCUGUGUCCAUGGAUUCAACUUCCUCCGAGGCCCUGAGAUCCGUGAACGGUACCCAAACAAGUUCAUCCAGAGAGAUGAUACAGAGCGCUUUUAUAUCCUUAACACUCUCUUCAACCUGCCAGAGACCUACCUCUUUGCUUGCCUUGUGGAUUUUUUCUCCAACUGUGACAGAUACACAAGCUGUGAAACUGGCUUCAAAAAUGGCGACCUCUUCAUGUCCUAUAAGAGCAUGUUCCAGGACGUCCGCGACGCCGUCGACUGGGUCCACUUCAAGGGUACGUUGAAGGUGAAGACGGUUGAGAACUUGGAGAAAUAUGUAGUGAAAGAUGGAAAGCUGCCUCUUCUCCUCAGCAGAAUGAAUGAAGUAGCCAAGGUUUUCUUGGCUACCAACAGUGACUACAAAUACACUGAUAAAAUCAUGACCUAUCUGUUUGACUUCCCACAUGGACCGAAGCCUGGUACCUCCCACCGGCCCUGGCAGUCCUACUUUGACCUGAUCCUGGUGGACGCCAGGAAGCCCCAGUUCUUUGGAGAGGGUACGGUGCUCAGACAAGUCGACACGACAACCGGGCGUUUAAAGAUAGGAACCUACACAGGACCUCUGCAGCAUGGCAUAGUCUACUCUGGAGGUUCCUCAGACAUUGUGUGCGACCUGCUGGGGGCCAAGGGGAAGGACAUAGUGUACAUUGGCGACCACAUCUUUGGAGACAUCCUCAAGUCCAAGAAACGCCAAGGCUGGAGGACGUUCCUGGUUAUACCUGAGUUGGCACAGGAGCUGCACGUGUGGACCGACAAAAGCUCAUUAUUCGAGGAACUGCAGGGCCUGGACAUUUUCUUGGCAGAACUCUACAAACAUCUGGACAGCAGCAGUAACGAGAGGCCAGACAUCAGCACUCUUCAGAGAAGAGUCAAGAAAGUGACACAUGACAUGGACAUGUGCUACGGCAUGAUGGGUAGCCUUUUCCGCAGCGGCUCCAGACAGACCUUGUUUGCCUCUCAAGUGAUGCGUUACGCCGACUUGUACGCAGCCUCCUUCAUCAACCUGCUGUACUAUCCCUUCAGCUACCUCUUCAGAGCUGCACACGUGCUGAUGCCCCACGAGUCGACGGUGGAACACGCCCACGUGGAUAUCGACACCGAGUCGCCACUGGCCACGCGCAACCGCACCCACUGCAGCGACUGCAAGGACCUGGAGUGCAAACGCACCCAGCUGACCCGCUCCUUCAGCGAGAUCAAACCUCCCAACCUGUUCCCCCAGACUCCCCAGGAGAUCACUCACUGCCACGAUGAGGAUGAUGAUGAGGAGGAGGAGGAGGAGGAGGAAGAAGAAGAAGAAGAAGAGGAAGAGGAGGAAUAAGCUGGACAUGCAGAAGAAAGCGAGGUUUCUGAUCCUGCCUUCUCAUCUUUCCAACUGGAGUCGGUUAGUUAUCUCUCUAAGUGAGGCAGGGAGGAAAAACAUUGUGUGUGUGUGUGUGUGUGUGUGUGUGUGUGUAUGUAUGUAUGUGUGUGUAUAUAUAUAUAUAUAUAUAUAUAUAUAUAUAUAUAUAUAUAUAUCUCGCAAUACAGUAUGCACACAAAGACACACACACAUAGUGAAGAUUUCUGAGGAAAGGACCAGUAGCGAGACAGAUCAUAUGACUGUCAGAAGACUGUAUGCAUGCUCGGUCCUCUGAAACCCAACUAUUCCUAGCUUCAUUAUGUGUAAAAAAAAAAAAAAAAAAAAAAAAGAAA